Oreochromis aureus is the source of this 1872-nucleotide messenger RNA. It is a transcript of the gene angptl6, whose product is annotated as angiopoietin-like 6. The record is from RefSeq and is a predicted model, not a curated record. Lineage: Eukaryota; Metazoa; Chordata; Actinopteri; Cichliformes; Cichlidae. The transcript is spliced from 7 exons. Bases 290 to 1750 code for a protein of 486 amino acids.
GUUGUCUCUUUCUUUUGGAGAGCCUGAGACAGAAACUCUAGAGACAAAGCAGCAGUUGUGUAGUUAUCAGUCUUUUUGUUUUCUGCCAUCAGCGUCAGUUCAAUAUUUUAUUAAGAUCAUUAACAGCUUUUGAUUUAGAGGAAGAUUUUUUUUAAAUAUCACUGUUUAUGUCUUAACAUUUGAUUUCUAAUUUUGCACGUUUUCGUCCUGGGAGCUGCUGGAGCGCAACAAAAACACCAAAAACUGUCUAACCAGCUGCCACAGGUGUCCUCACGAUUGUAACAGAUUCAUGGAGAAGGCACUGACAGUAGUUCUGCCUCUUUUUCUUACACUUUGUGUGAACAUGCCAGAAGUUGGUGGACAGAAGGAGGGAGCACAGGUUGACAACAAAGGUUCAUCACGUUCUUCAGAAACAAAAACAGGCCGGUGCUCUUACACCUUCAUAGUGCCUCAGCAGAAAUUGACAGGGGCGCUGUGUCUGAACACGCAGCCUGCUCCUACCAACCAUUCAGAAGUGUCAGCCUUAUGGGCAGAGCUCAAACAACAGCAGGAACAACUAGAGAAGCUAAGAAGCCAACUGGAGCAGGAAGGGGCCCUUGCCACUGAAGUAAGGGCCUUGCGCAAAGAGAGCAGCAGUAUGAAUUCUCGCAUCACCCAGCUCUAUGCUCAGCUGUUACAUGAAGUUAUAAACAAGAAAGAUCAGGCCUUGGAGCAGCAAAGGGUGGAGAACCUUCUGCUAAAUGCGACAGCACAGGCACUGCAGGUGUCCAGUGAUUACAGGGAGCUGGAGAAGAAAUAUGGAGCCCUCACCUCUAUGAUGAGUUCCCACCACCAGUUUAUUGCCCGUUUGGAGAAGAAAUGCCAGUGCAGGGACUCUGCCCAGCCCUCUCAGGUCGUGACUGAACCACCCAAAAGACAGUCAAAUGUGCAUCUGAAUUACAGUUCUGAAACCAACCAAAUGACCAAUGAUGUUCAACGGGACCAAAGUGCUCUUCCAUUAGAGCAAGCUCAAACAGGGGGAGGUCCUUUCCAUCCCCCCACUACCACCAGCAGUCCUACAGACCCUUCCUUCUUUAGCUUCCCUGUCACGAAAACUCCAGGGCCAUGGCGGGACUGUCAGCAUGUGUUAGAAUCAGGUGAAACUACCAGUGGGAUCUAUUUGCUCCGGCCGCAGAGUUCCAACCGACUCCUGCAGGCCUGGUGUGAGCAGAGUCAAGCUCAGGGAGGGUGGACGGUCAUCCAGAGGAGACAAGAUGGGUCAAUCAACUUCUUCAGAGACUGGGAACAUUAUAAGCAAGGCUUUGGGAACCUAGAUGGAGAGUACUGGCUUGGUCUGGAAAACCUGUACUUGUUGACCAAACAGGCUCAGUAUAAGUUGCGGGUGGCCCUGGAAGAUUGGCGUGGCCGGCAGGUGUUUGCUGAGUAUGACAGCUUCUAUGUGGAACCAGAGAGCGACUGGUAUCGACUGCGGUUGGGACUGUAUCACGGCAAUGCAGGGGACUCCCUCUCCUGGCACAGCAACAAGGCCUUUACCACUCUGGAUCGAGACAAAGACAGCUAUGGAGGUAACUGUGCUCAUUAUCAGAAGGGAGGCUGGUGGUAUCACAUGUGUGCUCACUCCAAUCUGAAUGGUGUGUGGUAUCGUGGUGGACACUAUCGAAGCCGGUACCAGGAUGGCGUCUACUGGGCAGAGUUCCAUGGAGGAUCGUACUCCCUUAAACGGGUUUCCAUGAUGAUCAAACCUAAAUAACAAGGUUAUCUUAUGGACAUGUGCAAAGGAAAGACAUGAUGUGGAUGAUAUUCACAUAUGUGCAGAGAGAAUAAAACAAACUCCAUCUGUGACUCUGCGUUUAAUAAAAAUGAUAUUUUAAA